UUUAUGUCAUCGUCUUUGGUGCUCAUCUCCCCCAAACUUACACGAUUUUUUCGUGAUCCCAGAAGGCUUGCAGAACGCUAACCACCAUAGACUUACAGACAUGGCGGAGUUCACAUGUGUGUCUCCCGUUAAAGAGCUUCAUGCGGAACAAACUGUGAACGAGACGCACAUCAAAGAGGAGGAGACAGGAGACACUGGAUGGCAGCAGGAUGGACAAGAGAACGUGCUGUGCCAGGAAACGUACAGUGAGGACCAGGAAACACGUGACUACUACCACGCAACCCAACCAACCGGACAUCCUUGGGACGGGACUUACAACAGUUGGGAGCAGACAACAGACACGGGGCGGCAGCAGGACGAGGAAAGGGACGCUCCAAAUAACGAAACGUGCGGUGUAAAAGCAGAAAUGGAAGAGUCCAGCUGUGAGCUUUCUACUGGAGAACUGUGUGCUGGGCAUCCUGGGAAGGAGAUAGACUGCACGGGAAUUCCUGGGAAGGAGAGUGACAGCAGGGAGACCCAGAGAACAGACAUGGGCCUGCAGCAGAUGUGUGACCGGUGUGACUAUUCUGCUGCAGAAAAACUCACUUUGGACAUCCAUCUAAGAAAACACACUGGUACCGGUGAGAGACCCUACAUGUGUGGGGAUUGUGGGUACAGGACAGCACAUAAGCACCAAUUAUCCCGACAUAUGAGAAUCCACACAGGGGAAAGACGUUACCUGUGUGAUCAGUGUGGCUAUUCCGCAACAGAGAAACAUCAUUUAAUCUACCAUCAGACAAGACAUUCCGGUGAUAAACCGUACAUAUGUGAGGAGUGUGGGUACCAGACGGCUAAGAAGUCUGACUUAUCCCGACAUAUGAGAACCCACACAGGGGAAAAACCCUACAAAUGUGACCAGUGUGACUAUUCUGCUGCACGGAAGUCUUCUUUGAAUGAACAUCUACAAGUACACAGUGGUGAGAAACCCUACAUGUGUGGUGAGUGUGGGUACAGGUCGGCUAGAAAGCACCACUUAUCCAAACAUAUGAGAAUCCAUACAGGUGAAAAACCCUACAAAUGUGACCAGUGUGACUAUUCUGCAGCACGGAAAGGUGAUUUGGACAAACAUCUAGUAAGACACACCGGUGAGAAACCCUACAUGUGUGGUGAAUGUGGGUACAGGUCAGCUGAAAAGUCCGACCUAUCAAAACACAUGAGAACCCACACAGGGGAAAAACCUUACAAAUGUGACCAGUGCGACUAUGCGGCAGCAGUAAAACAUAAUUUGAUCGACCAUCAGAAAACCCAUUCCGGUGAGAAACCCUUCAAGUGUGACCAGUGCGACUAUUCUGCAGUAGAUAAGUCCAAGUUGAAACAACAUCAAGUAAAACACACUGGCGAAAAACCCUACAUGUGUGGGGAGUGUGGGUACAGGUCAGCGAAAAAGUCCGACCUAUCAAAACACAUGAGAAGCCACACAGGAGAAAAACCUUACAAGUGUGAGCAGUGUGACUAUUCUGCUACAGAUAAAUCCAAGUUGAAACAACAUCAAGUAAAACAUACUAGCGAGAAACCUUACAUGUGUGGGGAGUGUGGUUACGGGACAGCUUAUAGGUCUCACCUAUCCAGACAUAUGAGAACCCAUACAGGGGAAAAACCCUACAAGUGUGACCAGUGUGACUAUUCUGCUGCAGAAAAACACCAUCUCAUCGACCAUCAGACAAGACAUACCGGCGAGAAACCCUACAUGUGUGGGGAGUGUGGGUUCAGGACAGCUCAUAGGUCUACCUUAUCAAUCCAUAUGAGAACCCACACAGGGGAAAAACCCUACAAAUGUGACCAAUGUGACUAUUCUGCUUCAGAUAAAUCCUCUUUAAACCGACAUGUAAGUACGCACACCAGUAAAAUGACCUAGAUGUGAAAAGUGUACUGGAACAAGGCAACUGAAAUGUCUAAAAAGUCAAGAAUUUAAGAACCCACACAGGAGGUAAAAACAUAUUAUAAGUGUUAUCAGUGUAACUACUUUGCAGCUAGCUACGAAAUCUCAUCUUUAUCUACUUUUUAUAUACCAAAAAAACAAACAAAUCCACAAAUGUGACAAAUGUACAGCAAACAGCUUCACCUACCUACAUAGUCUCUUGACCUUCAGGUCAUGGGGGUGGGGUGGUAGUCAGCUUUAUCUUUUUAAACUGUAAGAGCUCAUACAGGCGACAGCUGUAGAGGUUCACUUUGAACUGCAGGUAGGUGUCGCUGCUAACAAUGCAGUCCCAAACAUAAAGUACUGCCACAUACAUAGAUAUAGAUAUACCUAAAACUCUAUAGAUGUAGGUACAAUAGAUAUAGUCACACCUAAAACUGCAUAGAUGUAGGUUUUGUACCUAAGAUAGUAGCCAUGAUAGAUGUGCUCCUUUCUUAUGUGUUGACCGCUUA
This is a messenger RNA of Branchiostoma floridae (Florida lancelet), 2409 nucleotides long. Its product is annotated as gastrula zinc finger protein XlCGF57.1-like. Gene Ontology annotation, cellular component: nucleus. The coding region runs from base 101 to 1894 and encodes 597 amino acids. The transcript has 2 exons. The record is from RefSeq and is a predicted model, not a curated record. Gene Ontology annotation, biological process: regulation of transcription by RNA polymerase II. Gene Ontology annotation, molecular function: RNA polymerase II transcription regulatory region sequence-specific DNA binding; DNA-binding transcription factor activity, RNA polymerase II-specific. Lineage: Eukaryota; Metazoa; Chordata; Leptocardii; Amphioxiformes; Branchiostomatidae.